AUAAGUACCUUGUGCAAUAAAUAAAUAUAAGCAAGAGAUUGGAGGGAGUACAGUCAGUAGUUUCCACCUAUUGUAGUGUUAAUUGAGCAUCACUAAUAAGUACCCGUGGUGGUGGCAAAAUGUUACUGAUCGGGUGUGUCUUGGCCGUAUUGGCCCUAGUAGCAGAAAGUGAAGCAUACAGUUGUCCGACAUGCUACAAAUCCGCUUGCUUAGCCGACAACGUCCCCACGUUAAAAUGCACAAGAACCGCCACCGUACUACCCCUGGGUGAAAUUACAAUUAAUUUAAGCGGGAAUACUGAAUACGGCUGCUUGGAACUCGAGUAUAUUGAAGAUGGCGAGCAGCAAUGGCUUAAACAGUGUGUAACGAGUAAUGAGGAAGGCGAUCUUUGUGAAACCCUUAAAAAGGAAUUAGAUGUUACAUUCUGUAAUGUGGUUAAGCAAUCUGACAACACUGGAAAGCUGAGAAAAGCUCUUUCUUCUGGAAAUAACAAUUCCCCUUCCGACAAUAGCUCUUUCCAUUCCGACAAAAGCACUUCCCCUUCCGAAAAAAGCACUUCCCCUUCUGAUGUUAGCACUUCCCCUUCCGAAAAAAGCACUUCCCCUUCCGACACAAGCACUUCCCCUUCCGACAAAAGCACUUCCCCUUCCGAAAAAAGCACUUCUCCUUCUGAUGUUAGCACUUCCCCUUCCGAAAAAAGCACUUCCCCUUCCGACACAAGCACUUCCCCUUCCGACAAAAGCACUUCCCCUUCCGAAAAAAGCACUUCCCCUUCUGAUGUUAGCACUUCCCCUUCCGACAAAAGCACUUCCCCUUCCGACAAAAGCACUUCCCCUUCCGAAAAAAGCACUUCCCCUUCUGAUGUUAGCACUUCCCCUUCCGAAAAAAGCACUUCCCCUUCCGACACAAGCACUUCCCCUUCCGACAAAAGCACUUCCCCUUCCGAAAAAAGCACUUCCCCUUCUGAUGUUAGCACUUCCCCUUCCGACAAAAGCACUUCCCCUUCCGACAAAAGCACUUCCCCUUCCGACACAAGCACUUCCCCUUCUGAUAACAGCACUUCCCCUUCCGACAAAAGCACUUCCCCUUCCGACAAAAGCACUUCCCCUUCCGACACAAGCACUUCCCCUUCUGAUAACAGCACUUCCCCUUCUGAUGUUACCACUUCCCCUUCCGAAAAAAGCACUUCCCCUUCCGACAAAAGCACUUCCCCUUCCGACAAAAGCACUUCCCCUUCCGACAAAAGCACUUCCCCUUCCGACAAAAGCACUUCCCCUUCCGACAAAAGCACUUCCCCUUCCGACAAAAGCACUUCCCCUUCCGACAAAAGCACUUCCCCUUCCGACACAAGCACUUCCCCUUCUGAUAACAGCACUCCCUCUUCUAAUCCUUCCAGUGAACCUACGAACCCCACAAACCCAACCAAGUCUCCAACCUCAGAACAGCCGGAAACAACCACGGCCGCAUCCAAUAAAUUACCAAUUCAAUCCUUCGUUACUGUGGUAGCCUUCGUGACUGCCUUAACAGUUAUUUUAUAUUAGUAAUUACUACCAAUAAAAUCGUUAUUUAACAUUAAA
Molecule: messenger RNA, 1577 nt
Organism: Anthonomus grandis grandis
Lineage: Eukaryota; Metazoa; Arthropoda; Insecta; Coleoptera; Curculionidae
Product: DNA-directed RNA polymerase II subunit RPB1-like
Exons: 3
Coding region: 120-1541 (473 amino acids)
Source: RefSeq, a predicted model, not a curated record